Molecule: messenger RNA, 801 nt
Organism: Paramisgurnus dabryanus
Lineage: Eukaryota; Metazoa; Chordata; Actinopteri; Cypriniformes; Cobitidae
Source: RefSeq, a predicted model, not a curated record
AUGUCUGCUGAUGACUUCUACUCCGAUGGGCGCAAAUUUGAAAUAUGUGAGGGUGGGACCUGCGGGACCCACAUAAGUGGUUUCACUACAGGCAAAGAGUAUACUUCUAUACUCUUUGCUACAGCACUCGUCAUUUUACAGUGCCUGAAAGACAAACACAUCUACAUGAUGGGAGACUCGACCAUGAGACAGUGGUUUGAGUUCUUGCUGAAAGCAGUACCAACUUUAAAGCGGAUGAACCUGCAUGUUGAAUAUCACGGAGGUCCUCUUAUAGCAGUGGAUGUGGAGAACAACAUUGACUUCAGGGGCGUCAGUUUGUUUUUACACUGGAGGGCUCACGGUCUUCCUCUGCGCUGUCUGAAAACUGAAGUUUCUAAUCUGCACUACGUCAGUAAUGAGAUUGAUGAUCUGACUGGAGGACCUCACACUGUUAUUGUCUUUAAUCUGGGACCACACUUCACAACAUAUCCUCUGGAUUUCUUCACCCACAGAGUGUUGAGGAUCCGCAAAGCUGUGCUAGAUUUGUUACAGCGGGCACCAGACACUACCGUUAUAAUCAAAACCGUAAACACCGGCUAUAAGGUGUAUUUCUUUCUUUCAAGGAUGUGUUUGGCAGUGACUGUUACAGUACUCUUUGCAGUUGGACAGAAUCCUACGGUGGGCUUUCAGGAUGUUGGUGUUUAUAUUUUGGAUGUUUGGCAAAUGACAGCCUGUCGUUACAACAAAGAGAACUUUCAUCCAGGUCCCGUCAUCAUCAAAAAUGAAAUGGACAUAUUUUUGUCUUUUAUUUGCCCUGAAUGA